Suncus etruscus (white-toothed pygmy shrew) is the source of this 3122-nucleotide messenger RNA. RefSeq names its product CUGBP Elav-like family member 6 (gene CELF6). Gene Ontology annotation, biological process: mRNA splice site recognition; regulation of alternative mRNA splicing, via spliceosome. Bases 54 to 1502 code for a protein of 482 amino acids. Gene Ontology annotation, molecular function: mRNA binding. Gene Ontology annotation, cellular component: nucleus; cytoplasm; ribonucleoprotein complex. The transcript has 13 exons. Lineage: Eukaryota; Metazoa; Chordata; Mammalia; Eulipotyphla; Soricidae. The record is from RefSeq and is a predicted model, not a curated record.
CCGGCGGGACCGGUGGGACUGGCCGGCCGCCCAGGGGCCGAGCCAGCGGGGACAUGGCCGCGGCCGCGCCCGGAGGGUCUGCGCCGCCCGCCGGCCCGGGCCCGCGCCUGGCUUUCAGCACCGCGGACAGCGGCGUCGGCGGCGGCGUGAGCGGGCUCGCCCCGGGUCCUGCCGCCGUGCCCAUGAAGGACCACGACGCCAUCAAGCUCUUCGUGGGGCAGAUCCCGCGGGGCUUGGACGAACAGGACCUCAAGCCGCUCUUCGAGGAGUUCGGCCGCAUCUACGAGCUGACGGUGCUCAAGGACCGGCUCACCGGCCUCCACAAAGGCUGUGCCUUCCUCACCUACUGCGCCCGGGACUCUGCUCUCAAGGCCCAGAGUGCACUGCACGAGCAGAAGACCCUGCCAGGGAUGAAUCGUCCGAUCCAGGUGAAGCCGGCUGCCAGUGAGGGCCGAGGAGAGGACCGGAAGCUGUUUGUGGGGAUGCUGGGCAAGCAGCAGGGUGAGGAUGAUGUCAGGCGCCUCUUCCAGCCCUUCGGCCACAUCGAGGAGUGCACAGUCCUGCGCAGCCCGGAUGGCACUAGUAAAGGCUGUGCCUUUGUGAAGUUUGGGAGCCAAGGGGAAGCACAGGCGGCCAUCCAGGGCUUGCACGGCAGCCGGACCAUGUCGGGCGCCUCGUCCAGCCUGGUGGUCAAGCUGGCCGACACUGACCGCGAGCGCGCACUGCGGAGGAUGCAGCAGAUGGCCGGGCAGCUGGGCGCCUUCCACCCCGCGCCUUUGCCAUUGGGAGCAUGCGGGGCCUACACCACGGCGAUCCUGCAGCAUCAGGCGGCCUUGCUGGCGGCGGCGCAGGGCCCGGGGCUGGGUCCGGUGGCUGCAGUGGCGGCGCAGAUGCAACACGUAGCAGCUUUCAGCUUGGUGGCCGCACCGCUGUUGCCCCACGCAGCCAGUUCCCAGGCCGGCGGCCCCGGUGCGCUCCCCGGCCUGCCCCCCCUGGGGGUCAACGGAUUCGGGCCCCUGACCCCGCAGACCAACGGGCAGCCGGGCACGGACAGCCUCUACAACAACGGGCUCUCCCCAUACCCAGCCCAGAGCCCCGGUGUGGCCGAUCCCCUGCAGCAGGCCUACGCUGGGAUGCAGCAUUUCGCAGCAGCCUAUCCCUCGGCCUAUGCCCCCGUGAGCACAGCAUUUGCCCAGCAGCCUUCAGCCCUGCCCCAGCAACAGAGAGAAGGCCCCGAAGGCUGUAACCUCUUCAUCUAUCACCUGCCCCAGGAGUUUGGUGAUGCCGAGCUCAUCCAGACAUUCCUGCCCUUUGGAGCUGUUGUGUCUGCCAAAGUCUUUGUGGAUCGUGCCACCAACCAGAGCAAGUGUUUCGGGUUUGUUAGCUUUGACAAUCCAACCAGUGCCCAGACUGCUAUUCAAGCCAUGAAUGGCUUUCAAAUUGGCAUGAAGAGGCUCAAGGUCCAACUAAAGAGGCCCAAGGAUGCCAACCGGCCUUACUGAUCUUCUUUCACUGACCAGCCACAGAGAAACUGAAGAGUGAGAAGAAAGGAAAGGAAAGCACAGAAAUGCUUGAGCCGCCCUUCCUGAAGGAGCAGCUGCAGAUGAAGGUGGAGCAGACCCAGGCCUGGCGCCUGGGCUCAGGCCACUCUAAGGAUUGUUUCAUUGAACAGGUGGUUCUAUGCCUGGGGCACAUGUGCUCAGGCUGGCAAGGCAUCUGGGGCUGGCUGAGGAUUGACUGUCUAGGAAGCCAGCAGAGGGCAUUGGGGGUGCCAAGGGCUUGUCCGCAAGGGAAGCCCAGAUUUACUUCUUUCAAAAUCAUAUCAUUCCUUAGAGUUUAGGGACCAAAGGACUAUUGCUUUUUUUUUAAGAAUAUAUAUAUUAAAAAAAAAGAAACCAAACUGCAAGAGAAACACGACGGUAUAGAGUCUCAUAAAAGCUGCCUUUAACUAUCUCUAGGAGACAGGGUGAAGGAGACCCUUGAAAGCCCAACAGAGGCAGAGGGAGGUACAGAAAGAUUGUCCUGUGUCUCAUCCCCACCCUCAACAAUGCUCUCCGCACCCACCUUUCAAAAAGAAAGAACUUGCGGUCUAGGCUCAGAUGCUAGUUACAAGAGUUAUGGAAGCAGUGACCCCACAAACUCAGAGAGGAUCCUCAAAGAGACCCCAGAAGAAGCUCUGGCCUGCAUGGGCCUUUGCCACCUCAAGGGCCCCCAAACCAGCAGGGGUGAGCCUGCCUUUUCUCCCUGACUGCCUUUCCCCUGGCAUUGCUGCUUCCCCAGGCAGGAAGAAUGGGAUCCUUAGGCCACCAUCCCAGCCCUUCUCAUUCCUGUCCAGAUAGACAGAGGCUCCGCCUUUGGCUCAGCAGAGACACCUCCUGUGCACCCUCCCUUUGAGCCAGCCCUGUGUCCCCUUGCUCCAAGCUGCCUUCUGUCUCGAAGUGUAAGUUUGCCCACCUGUAGCGUCAGGAUGUAUAGGAGGGCUGUGAAAACACACUCAGAAGGUUUGCUACUGUAAAUACUGCCAUUGAAAAAAAGGGGAUCAUUUCUAAUAUGUAGAAGCUUCAGAAUUUAGAGGUCCCUCUUUACCCAGGACCUGGGAGGGAAGUAGAUGUUUUGCCAAAUACUUCUUCAUUCCUUUAAAAAGUACACCUUUCCUAUGCAAGAGUGUCUCACUUGUGCUUAUCCAAGGUGCUUCUAGAUGGUGAGCAGUGUUCAGCUUAGAAGUAGUGUGUGCUCUGUCUGUCUGUCUGUCUGUGUCUGUCUGUUGUAUACAGUGGGUGCCAUAUAAAGCUGAUCAAUGGUGGUGCUUCCUGCCUGCUUCUGUGAGAUGGGCAAGAGAUUCAUCGUAAAAGACCACGACUCAUCUCGCCUUGGUCAGCCUCUUCUGGUCCUGCAGGGCCUCGCACACAUUUUCCCCAGGCAGAUCAUUUCCCCUCUACCCCACAAUCAUGGAUCGAGCUAAUCUGGGACCUCAGUGGUGUGGUGGGUGAGCAUAUGCUCCCCAGAUGUUGCUGAUAUGGGAGCCUCUGAUUUGAUAGCAUAUCAGAUAGUAAAGGAUGUGGGUAUGGGGGAAAAGGGUUCCUCCUUCCUAACAGUUUCUAAGAAAAGUUAUUCCCACCUGC